AUGUACGUAUACAACUCAUCCAAGAUAUCUGACUGGCCAGGCUCUAAAGCAGUAAAGGGAACCGUCAAUAUCCUCCUGCAGAGAGGAGCAGACCCAAAUCCGGCAGAUGGAUCAGCCCCAAUACUGGCUGCGCUCAAACUGUAUGCGGAAGACUUAGUUCUACUGUUGUUGAAAGCUGGAAGCAGCCCAGACUGCCGUGAUGCAUACAAUCGCACACCCUUAAUCAUUGCCACAACUCUGGGGAUGGCACGAGUUGUUGCAGCAUUGCUGGAGAUACUAGAUACCCAUACCGACUUAGAGAUCAAGGAUUUCUAUGGACGCUCAGCGAUCACCGAAGCCACCAGAAGAAACAAAAAUCAGAUUCUGAAGUUAUUGACUCGUGAUUCCGAUUACUGCCCAAAUUCUUCAAUGUCUUGUAUUUUAUCCGAUGCUGAACUGGUUAAAGUUCCAGAGAGAUUUGAUGAUAUAUGUUCUGUCUGCAUGGUUCCCCUGUUGAAUGAUUCGCAAGAUCAUUAUUCUUGUCAGCAAUGUGCCUCCUUCAAGAUCUGUAGGGAGUGCGAAGACUGGCAAGUCACCUGUUUACACCCAGGGCAUGAAAUUGUCUUGCAGCAUGACGAACCUGGAUAG
This is a messenger RNA of Penicillium malachiteum, 627 nucleotides long. RefSeq names its product ankyrin repeat domain-containing protein. The transcript has a single exon. Bases 1 to 627 code for a protein of 208 amino acids. Lineage: Eukaryota; Fungi; Ascomycota; Eurotiomycetes; Eurotiales; Aspergillaceae. The record is from RefSeq and is a predicted model, not a curated record. Gene Ontology annotation, molecular function: protein binding.